AACACUGCACGGUUCGGCAGCAGCAGCAGGAGUAGGGACGGCGGAGGCGUCUGUGGUUUGGGGUGCUUCCUGCGUGUUGUGUUGGUGAACUACAGGAGUUGUCUCGGGUCUUCAGUCCCAAGUUCGACGGCCUGCUGGGAAGAAGAUCUGCUGUAAUUGCUUUCUCAAUGAAGGCUCACCAGCAGCAGCAGCUCCCUGGAGACUUGGCGGACAGUCUCCAUGAAUCGGCCGCUCCUCGGCUUUAAACGCCCGCUUUGCUCUUCUCCUGUGGUACAAACAAGCUGCCAGUAGAAGGGGACUGUCGGAGCAUCCUAUCACCGUAUCGGAGAUCAAAGAACGGCUACGGAGAUUGGUGCCGAUCUGUCCGAGUUCCUGGGAGUUUCGUUAUCUUGGAGAAGUUUAACGCGGAUUUCAGCAUGAGCGAGCUGGAGGAUGACUUUGCCAAGAUCCUGCUGCUAAAGGAGGAGAGGAUACGGGACUUGGAGCGGCGGCUGGCGGACCGAGAGGACGAGAUCCAUGAGCUGAAGAGGAAACUGCACAAAUGCCAGUCCGUCCUGCCGAGCGCGCAACUUAUCGGUCCCCGGACCCGCAGGGCGCAGGGCAUCUCCGCUGAGCCCCAGACGCACCAGGACCUGUCUAGGCAGACGUUUCGGAAAUAUCCAAAAUCUGACUGGUCCAAGGAUCUGAUCAAAGAAGCCAUCUUGGACAAUGACUUCAUGAAGAACCUGGAGCUGUCUCAGAUCCAGGAGAUUGUGGACUGCAUGUACCCUGUGGAGUAUGGGAAGGACAGCUGCAUCAUUAAGGAAGGCGACGUGGGAUCGCUGGUGUAUGUCAUGGAAGACGGUAAGGUGGAGGUGACAAAGGAAAGCUUGAAGCUCUGCACCAUGGGGCCAGGAAAGGUGUUUGGGGAGCUGGCUAUUCUCUACAACUGCACCAGGACAGCAACUGUCAAGACCUUAACAAAUGUGAAGCUGUGGGCCAUCGACCGACAAUGCUUUCAGACGAUCAUGAUGAGGACGGGGCUCAUUAAACACACGGAGUAUAUGGAGUUUCUGAGAAGUGUCCCCACGUUUCAUGACCUACAGGAAGACAUUCUGAGCAAGCUUGCUGAUGUCCUUGAAGAGACGCAUUAUGAAGAAGGAGAGUACAUCAUCAGACAGGGGGCCAGAGGCGACACCUUCUUCAUUAUCAGCAAGGGAAAGGUUAAUGUGACCAGGGAAGACUUACCCAACGGAGAGCCUGUAUUCCUCCACAGCCAAGGGAAAGGUGACUGGUUUGGGGAGAAGGCACUGCAAGGGGAGGACAUAAGAACAGCUAAUGUCAUUGCAGCAGAGGCAGUCACCUGUCUGGUUAUCGAUCGGGAUUCAUUCAAGCACUUGAUUGGAGGUUUGGAGGAUGUUUCUAAUAAAGGCCAUGAGGACGCCGAUGCCAAAGCUAAGUAUGAAGCAGAAAAUGCAUUUUUCUUCAAUCUCAAUCUGGCUGAUUUCAACAUCAUAGACACCCUAGGGGUCGGGGGCUUCGGACGUGUUGAGCUGGUUCAGCUAAAGAGUGAUGAGAACAAGACGUUUGCCAUGAAGAUCUUGAAGAAACGACACAUUGUUGACACAAGACAACAGGAGCACAUUCGAUCUGAGAAGCUCAUUAUGCAAGAGGCUCACUCUGACUUUAUUGUCAGACUGUAUAGAACAUUCAAAGACAGCAAAUACCUCUACAUGUUGAUGGAAGCAUGUUUAGGCGGGGAACUGUGGACCAUACUUCGGGACCGGGGUUCUUUUGAGGACUCAACCACCAGGUUUUACACAGCUUGUGUAGUGGAAGCUUUUGCUUAUCUGCAUUCCAAAGGAAUCAUCUACAGAGACCUGAAACCAGAGAAUCUUAUAUUGGACCACAGGGGUUAUGCCAAACUGGUGGACUUUGGAUUUGCCAAAAAAAUUGGGUUUGGGAAGAAAACCUGGACCUUCUGUGGGACACCGGAGUACGUAGCACCGGAGAUUAUCCUGAACAAAGGCCAUGACAUUUCAGCCGACUACUGGUCUCUUGGAAUCCUGAUGUUUGAGCUCUUGACUGGCAGUCCACCUUUCUCUGGCCCUGAUCCAAUGAAAACCUACAACAUUAUCCUGAGAGGCAUCGACAUGAUUGAAUUUCCAAAGAAAAUCACCAAAAACGCUGCCAACCUAAUCAAAAAGCUAUGCAGGGAUAAUCCUUGUGAAAGACUUGGAAACUUGAAAAACGGUGUCAAAGACAUCCAAAAGCACAAAUGGUUCGAGGGCUUUAAUUGGGAAGGUCUGAGAAAGGGGACAUUGACGCCUCCUAUUAUCCCUAAUGUCACGUCAGCAGUCGACACGAGUAACUUCGACAGCUUCCCUGAGGACAACGAGGACCCGCCUCCUGACGACACCUCUGGCUGGGAUGUUGACUUUUGAAGUUCACCUCUCUCCACUUAAAACCAAAAGAAACUCUUCUUUUGUAGGCUUUUAAUGGCUUGGAAGCCAACUCGGAGGACAUAGUUUUUUGUAGAAAAAGAAACUGCAUUAAAAAUGAAAGAGAAGAUAUGGAAAUGAUGAUGGAUGGCAAACCCUCUGGGUCACCGAUAUGCCUUUAUUUCACUGUGGCUCUGGAUAAAGCAUUUAUAUUGGGACUGCAGUAGCACUUCCUCAGCGUUGUCUUAUACUCAAGUUUAUAGGUAAAGAAAGCACAGGGAUACUCAGACAUUUACACACACAUACAACAUAGCCUGAUACUAGAGCCAGGUUUUCCCCUGUAACAGGGGAAGGUGUUUAUUGGAUGUAUGAAUGUGUGACAACUUAACAAAGUUUGAAUUCUAGGGUUAACAGGAGGGUGAAAGCAGGGAAAGUUGCUCAGAAAUAGAGCAACUUUUGUCGAUUUUAUUUGCAAAGUCUGUCUCUGCAGAACUGUUCGCUGGACUUUGGGAUAGGUUAUAAUGUUACUGCAGCUGCUGCCUGGUUUGUGACACGCAGCUACUUGCAACAAUCUAUGAUACUUUCCACAGAUGUACACACUAUAGUUUCCAGUUAUCAAGUGCUCAAGACUAACUUGAAUGUCAACGAUUCUCUUCUUAUUUAGCAUACCUGCAUAACAUUAAGCUAUGUGUGGCACAUAGUGUUUGAAUAUACCAGUUACAUUGUCAUACAUGGACAUAAACGAAAUGCUUAGUACACUUCCUAUGAGUUUGAUCUACCUUGAAAAGCACAAACACUGUGCAAUCAGUGGAAAGAGUCAUGACUCUUUAAGUGCCCUGCUUAAAGCUCAAUGAAUCAAACACAUCUGCACACAUGACAGCUCAGAUUGCAUCUCCAUGAAUCAGUGUGUCAUUAUGCACUUAAGAAAAUUAACUGAACGGUUAAAAGUCUGUUUUAAACCUUAGUAGGGGUCAAAUUCUUUGUCGUCGUUUUAUUGUGCUUCAGGAUUACAUUUUGCUUUUUGUUUUUAAAGCCAUUGAAAUCCUUAUCGCCGCUCACUGAAUCCUGAUGUUCCCCGUUUGCUCUUGUACAGCUCUGAAAUAACUGUGAACCUGGUUUCAGUGUCUUUGGUGCUGUUGGUGAAUUAUGAUCAGCAAUGUUGAGAUGACAGUACUGUUUAAUGUUUUGUACUGUGAUUCUUCCGCCCUCUUUUUUUUGUGCCAGAUUACUUUGUGAUGUAAUUGAUGUCAUGCUUUAGAGAAAUUGAGACUUGUGUAAGUUUUCAGACUUGAGUGAAAAUCUUGACAUCAUGUUACAUUGUGCUAAAUGUAAUUUUGACUAAAAUGAGUCAAAUUUGACAAUCUCUCCUUACCCAAAUUUAACCAUCUCUCCCAACUAAAAUUGACCAAACUUUCUCUUCCAGCCAGCUUCGUAAUGCCUUUAAGGGCAAUUCAACAAUACUUUUGUUGGCAGUCCUGACAAAGAUGUGUAAAUGCCUUAAAAUAAAUUCUUCAUUUAUUUUAGUUUUUUUAAAAAUUACAAAAAAGUAAACUUUUAAUUUGACUUCAUUUAGUCAGUAUAAAAACCAUUAAGAGUUAGUUGUUUCUAAGACAAGUGUUUGCACUCCAGCUACCAAUGUAUUAUACAAACCUCUUUAUCCAAUGAGACAAUAGUUGGACUUCUCUACUAACAUUUCCCAAGAAUAGCGUUUCCUCUUUGCACAAUAUGUCUUGAUUGUCUAGAGUUCUGGAUCCUCUCUUAUGCCUUCUUCUCUUCCGCUUAUCCCCACUUUUUUUCUAUAAAGUUCAGGUUUGGAGGUUGUGUUAGCAGUGGAAGAUGGUGCAUUUUGUCUGGGAAUUAUUUCUGUGGUAGUUGCCACGUGCUUUGACUUAUAAAAUAUACAAAUAAAAUCUGUUUCAGUUUUCCUGCAGAGUCCACCAGAGGUCUAUUUAAGAUAUCCUGGAAUUUCAGAGUUGGUUAUGUUGUGCUCUCUAAAAAUCAAACAGGUCCACAACUUAACAUAUCUGCCACCAUGCUUUACAGUGGGUAUGAUAUGUUUUUCUUCAUAUUCAUUUCUUGUUUCACACUAAACCCAUUCAAAAUGUUUGUUCAUGUAACACUGAAUCUUAAAGUUCAAGAAAAUAUUACCCAAGGUCCCAAAUAUGGGGCUUUUUGUAGCAAUUCACUAGCAGGUGAACUUUAUCUCUUUCAUCUAUCUGCUUACUCUUUACUGUGGCAAUGUGGACCAGGGACCCUCAUGUUCUCUAGUGGGUUUGUGUACUAUAUUUUUCCACACAAGAAGUUAUGGUUUAUGAAUUACAAGGUUGUAUAUAUCAUGAUCAACUGAAAAAAUAGAAGUAUGAGUUUAUUUUUUUAAGUUAUAUUUAUCUUUUCUUUUAAAAGACUUUUAGUAUUACAGACAUCUGUGCCUACUGUCAUUUCUUCAAAAGCAAGUACUUCCUAGCAUGGUCUUCCCACCGAUCAAAUUAAAAGUUACAUUUUUUGCAAUUUUUAUAUUGUAAAAUUAUGCUACUGUGAUAGAAAAUACAUAUAUUUCAUGGCUUUUUACACAUCUUUUUCAAAUAUGUGAACAAACCCAUUCAUAUUUGUUCUGGAAACUAAUUGAAAAGAAGGAAAAAAAAUCAUUUUAUCAACACACAGCUGUCACAAUCCCUCAUUAUCCACCCGACAAACUUCACCGCUCCACACUAAGAAAGCAACUGAAUUUAAAGUCAAACAGAUUGUAAGUGCCUUAAGUCAAUGGCAUACGAAAUAAACAUUACAUGACCUUUGCAAUGCUGCAUGAACACAUAUACACCUCAGAAACAUAUGUCCUCUUAGACUGCUAUGUUUCACCCUUUGUUAUAAAAAAACCCCCCACUUAAUACCCAAGGAGAAAAUCUAAUUGUUUUAAUGCUUACAGUUGAUAAAUGAAAGACGUUUCCUGUUUAUGAUAAUUAAUUUCUUUUAUGAAGACAUUAAUUUAAAAAAAAAUUACUUGACUUGGCUGCAAUGACAUGCUUUUCUCUUCUUAUCUUCUGUGAUCUGAAGAAAUCAAUCACUUAUGGCCUGAUAUGAAACACCAGUGAGCAUUAAUCAUAAUUCUGAAGGUCCACCCAUCACUUGUUACAGCCAUGAAAUCUUAACAAUCGGAGAAAGCAAGAAUGACUUGCAGUUUUCAAUGUAUAACACACAAUUUCAACCUACAGUGUGUUGUUUAUUAGAACUGAAAUAUCUGGCUUUCCUAAUAAAAGUCAAGGUCAUUUAAAUCAUUUCUUGGGUGAUGAAAAAGAAUGGGAAUGUUAUUUGUGUAAAUAAAGAUUUUAUGUAUGCUUUUGUUUAUGUUUAUCACAAAGCCUUAUGUUUGUCCUCUCUCCAAUCGCAAGGCGUUUUAUUUUUAUCCUCAAAUGCCUUCUAUCAGCCCUGUUAUUUUUUCCUGUCAUUUACCUUUGCAGAGUGCCACGUUUCAGAUUUUUAAAAAAAUAUAUAUAGA
Gambusia affinis (western mosquitofish) is the source of this 5913-nucleotide messenger RNA. RefSeq names its product cGMP-dependent protein kinase 1. Gene Ontology annotation, biological process: protein phosphorylation. The coding region runs from base 417 to 2423 and encodes 668 amino acids. The record is from RefSeq and is a predicted model, not a curated record. Gene Ontology annotation, molecular function: cGMP-dependent protein kinase activity; ATP binding. Lineage: Eukaryota; Metazoa; Chordata; Actinopteri; Cyprinodontiformes; Poeciliidae. The transcript has 18 exons.